AUGACGGAGCCGACGGUCUGGUUGAAGCCUCCGUUGGACAUGUUCAGGGCCACGCCGCAGUCGUUGACGGAGAGAGACUUAAAGGUUGCGGGUGGUGAACUGCUGGUUGCCAAAGAAGGCGCCAUAGUUACCACCGUUGAAGACGAGAUCGGUCAUGAAGCCACCGGAGCCGUUGUCCAUGAAGAUACCAAGCUGCUUGUUGGCGUCACCACCGCCCCUGACCAUCUCGAAGCGAAUGUUCUGCAAGCUGGAGGCCUGGGCUACCUGCCAAUGGAUACCAGCUCCCUUGCCCCUGUCCAGACCGGUCAGGUCAAUGACAACGUUGCGAAUGCUGCGGAAGAAGUUGUUCUGGUUGGUGUACCAGUUGCUGCCAUCGUUCUCAUAAGGGUCAGAGUCGAUAACGGCAAUGCCUUCGAACGAAGGCGCAGCCUUGAUGACGGGCAUGUUGAGCGCAUCUCCCACGAUCUGGGUGUAGUAGUACUGGAUGAUCGGUUUGGACACGACAUAGGUGCCUGGAGGGAAGUAGACGAGCGCCGGAGUGGUCGUAGAAGAGUCACAUCCCUUUCCACAGCGGCUUCCGGAGGAGAUGGCCGUGUUGAUGGCCGCCGUAUCAUCAGAGGAGCCGUCGCCUGCCCUCGUCAGUUAAAUAUGUUAAAGUCAUAG
Messenger RNA from Microsporum canis CBS 113480, 663 nucleotides. RefSeq lists its product as uncharacterized. The transcript is spliced from 2 exons. The coding region runs from base 1 to 663 and encodes 220 amino acids. Lineage: Eukaryota; Fungi; Ascomycota; Eurotiomycetes; Onygenales; Arthrodermataceae. The record is from RefSeq and is a predicted model, not a curated record.